ACAUUUCAAGAGUGAAUUAUAAAUUGCAACUAAACGAUGCAUGCGAGAGUUUCGAAAAUAUUUGAUUCGCACCGAUGCAUAUUUAUUAAUGCAGUAAAUUUACUCAAUCGAUGACUUAAUUGUAAGAUGCAGUUAGAUUAUUUUUUUUCUUCCCGCAUUCAGUUGCAGUUUGUCGUUUGCAAUGGAGAGGGCUAGAAAACAAGAAGAGCGUACUCCCCUCUUAGAAAGUGAUAAAGAGGAGAGUGCUAAUGGCAGUUGGAUUCAAAAUAUCACCGUUGAACCAGUAGCGUUCUUACAUAGUUUUGGAUGGAGCCUUUCUGGUGAAAUAAUGCCAUUUUGCGCCUAUUGGAACUAAUUGUGAUCUGUAACCUUUGUCUCAAUAGAAAUUAUACUGACCAAUCAAAUAGUGUAUCAAACAUGUGUAGUGACGCUAGGCGGGCCAGAUGUCGAAUCCUGCGCUAUUAUGAAGCAGACGGGAGCUGCCGAAAAUGAAACGUUGGCGAGUUACCUCGAGCAGAAAGUUCAACCCUAUGCAGCUACCGUCACGAUGACCAUUGUGCUGCUGACUUCAGUGGUUCCGGCUAUGGUGGCGCUUUUUCUCGGACCGUGGUCGGAUAAGUUUGGCCGGAAGCCCGUUAUUGCGAUCGCUUCGAUGGGUUACAUGCUUACAGAAAUGCUAGUCGCUUGGGUAUGCUACAUGUCCAACUACUACGCCUUAUCACCUUGGUGGUACGUUGUGGCCAACAUUCCUGUAUCGAUCUCCGGUGGAUAUUCUGUGUUCAACGCUGGCCUGUUCAGCUACAUGAGCGAUGUCACGAACGAGAGAAACCGGACACUACGAAUGGGCGUAUUGCAAGGAUGUACAAUGCUUGGCGUUCUAAUCGGAUUGUUAGCUAGCAGUUAUAUGAUUGAUUCCGUCUCAGCGACAGUGAUGUUUUUGAUCUCGGCAGCAGGCAUGUUCCUCGGCAUCGUAUAUUUAGCUCUAGUUACCAAAGAAACAAUUAUCAACGAAAGCAUACGCUCUGGAGUAGAUAAAAUCAAAGCGAUCUUCAACAUCAAUCUUUUACUAGAAAUGGUUCAUACGUUCACUAAACCGAGAUGGAAUUACGAGCGAGCCAUAACGUGGCUUUUAAUAUCCGUUAGUGGUUUGGUGGAGUUUGCAAUAGCGGGACGUCAACUAUUCUUUCUCUAUACACGGCGACAAUUUGGAUGGGAUGCGGUGACUUACGGAUUUUGGUUGUCCGCAGAACUGGGACUUAUUAUGAUGGGGAAUCUGUUUGGCAUUGGACUGCUAAAAAAACUGUUCAAUAUUUCGGAUUUGAGCCUUCUGGCCAUUUCAACGAUGAAUCAGCUAGGAGACUAUCUGAUCAAAGGAUUUGCGCAAGAGGGUUGGCAGUUGUACCUAACGACCCUGAUGACCCCGUUGAAGGGAGUCGACGGAGCAGCAAUUCGGUCUAUGCUUUCCAGCAUCCUUCCGAAAGACGACAUCGGGAAGAGCUACUCCAUGGACCUAUCGGUAAAAGCUAUCACACCACUGAUCUCGGUUUUCCUUUUUACCUCCAUAUACAACAGAACCAUCGAUAGUUUGCCAUCGACGUAUCUUUUUGUGACGUGUGGAAUAUUUGGAAUCAACCUCCUUUUGAUAGGAAUCUGUCGUCAUUUGCUGAGGAAAAGGCAUCGUGCCAACGCAUAACAAAAGCGCAGUAAUAAAGUGCAAAGAUUCUAAAUCUUUGGAUAUAACUAGACCAUAGUAUAAUACUUAGCCAAUCAAACUCUCAAAUGCAUUGAAUGUAAAUGUCUUCUGGAUAUAUUGAAAGGUAUUUUAGACAAAAAAAAAUGUAAAAUUACUAGAAAUAUUCAAUAAAUAAAAACGUAAACUUCAAA
Messenger RNA from Aedes aegypti (yellow fever mosquito), 1884 nucleotides. RefSeq names its product proton-coupled folate transporter. Gene Ontology annotation, biological process: transmembrane transport. Gene Ontology annotation, molecular function: transmembrane transporter activity. The coding region runs from base 464 to 1693 and encodes 409 amino acids. The record is from RefSeq and is a predicted model, not a curated record. Gene Ontology annotation, cellular component: membrane. The transcript has 3 exons. NCBI's taxonomy places the organism in Eukaryota, Metazoa, Arthropoda, Insecta, Diptera, Culicidae.